AUGCCUGGAAUGGUGGUUUUCGGUCGUCGGUGGGGGAUCGCCAGUGAUGAUCUUGUUUUCCCUGGAGCAUUCGAGCUGUUCCUCCGCGUACUUUGGUGGCUGGGCACCAUCAUCCUGUACACUUAUCACAAGGGUCAUUUUGAUUGUAACGGGAAUGGGGUGCUUCACAUCUAUCUGAUUGGAUUGUUGGUGGUGUUGGCACUCAUCAUCCUGUCUCUAUGUGCCAUUGUGUAUGUCAGCGCUCAAGGUACUAUAACAAACCCGGGGUCACGACGCUCCAUGCCAACGCUGGUGUACCUGCGAGCUCUCCUGUACCUACCAGAGCUGGUGUGGGCCUCUCUGGGGGCCGUGUGGGUAUCUGAUGAUGGUAAAGGUUGCGACCCGGCGACGGUUGGGGUCGUCAUCGCGGCAGUCGUCGCCAGUUGGAUCAUCCUGCUCUUCACUGCUCUGGGUGUCAUAUUUGUCUUCGACCCACUGGGCGAUCCUCGGCCUUCCGGUGCUCCCACGGAGCCACUGGGUGUGCGACACUUAGAGAGCAGCGGAGGAACUCAGUUCCUUUCCACAGCACGCUCACUAGCCGUCAAGGUGUGGGAGAGCAGGCUGCGACUUUUGUGCUGCUGCCUGCCGCAGGAUGAAAGCAACAGAGCGGCGUUCUCCAGCAUCUCACAGCUUGUCAGCGGAUUCUUCUCUGACACUGACUUGGUUCCCAGUGACAUUGCUGCUGGUUUGGCUUUGCUGCAUCAAGAACAGGACAAGCUGGAGAGGAGCAGAGAUCCAGAUGGCGUUUUAGAUCACAGUCCAUCCUCUCCCAUUGAAGAAGACCUGGAGUCAGAGUUGGAGCACUCUGUCCAUUUAAUGCAGUUUGCCGCUGCAGCUUAUGGUUGGCCUUUGUAUAUUUACUCCAACUUUCUCACUGGACCCUGCAAGCUUUGCGGAGACUGCUGUAGGAGUCGCCCCGGCGAGUAUGACAUUGUUGGGGGAGACCACCUCGGCUGUCAUUUUUCUUCCAUUCUGCAAAGCACCGGAUUGCAUUACAGAGAUUUCAUCCACGUCAGUUUCCACAACCAGAUCUACGAGAUCCCAUUCUUUGUCUCUCUGGAUCAUAAGCGGGAAUUCAUUAUUGUUGCUGUCAGAGGAACCCUGUCAUUAAAGGAUGUCCUGACAGACCUUUCUGCUGAAUGUGAGAACCUGCCCAUGGAUGGUGUGACCGGCGCCUGCUACGCUCACAAGGGCAUCAGCCAGGCGGCAUCUUACAUAUAUAAGAAACUGGUCAAUGACGGAAUCCUGAACCAAGCAUUCACUGUUGUGCCAUACAAACUGGUCAUUACGGGUCACAGCCUGGGUGCAGGCGCCGCUGCAGUGCUGGCCAUCCUAUUGCGCAGCUCCUUCCCCACGCUGAAGUGCUACGCAUUUUCUCCACCAGGGGGACUUCUGAGCAAAGCCUUAGCUGAUUACUCCAAGGACUUUGUGGUGUCUGUUGUACUGGGAAAAGACUUGGUUCCACGAUUGAGCCUUCCCAAUAUGGAGGAUCUAAAAAGAAAAAUACUGAAGAUUGUUUCAAAUUGCAAUAAACCUAAAUACCGUAUCCUUUUGCAAGGAUGCUGGUACGAACUGUUUGGAGGAGAUCCAGAUGACUUUCCUUCCGAAAUGGAGAACAGAAGGGAGCAGGAGCUCAGUCAGCCCUUGCUCGGCGAAGAAUCGCUUUUGAUCCGCAACUCGUCGUCCUAUCAAAGCCUGGCGUCGGACGACUCACCUGUUCACACUGUGCCACACAUGCCUCUUUUCCUGCCAGGACGCGUUCUACAUAUUUUGGAAGAUGGCUCCACGCGCAGGUCUUGUAUAUCCCAGGUUCGAUACCGUGCAGAGUGGUCAAACGAAAUGGCAUUCAGGAGCAUUCUGAUCAGCCCCAGGAUGCUAGUGGAUCACAUGCCGGAUGGUGUGCUUCGAGCUCUUGAGAGCCUGACCAGAGACAAGCCCUACUCCCUCUGCCCGUCAUCCUCAAACCACAGCCAGCACAACAUUGUCUGA
Molecule: messenger RNA, 2028 nt
Organism: Nerophis lumbriciformis (worm pipefish)
Lineage: Eukaryota; Metazoa; Chordata; Actinopteri; Syngnathiformes; Syngnathidae
Source: RefSeq, a predicted model, not a curated record